Pelecanus crispus (Dalmatian pelican) is the source of this 312-nucleotide messenger RNA. The record is from RefSeq and is a predicted model, not a curated record. Lineage: Eukaryota; Metazoa; Chordata; Aves; Pelecaniformes; Pelecanidae.
CCUGCGGAUUUGGACGCCUGGGCCGUGGAGCUGCAAGGCAGGGAGACAGAGUUGAAGCGACAAGAGGCCUUCUAUAAAGAGCAGUUGGCCCGCAUUGAGAGGAAGAAUGCAGAGAUCUACAAGCUGACAUCUGAGCAGUACCAGGAGGCAGCUACCAAGGCAGAGGAGUGGAUAAAGAGGAGGAACACUGAUCCUGUCUGUGCAAGCCUGCAGUCUGAAAUUCUGAAGUGCUACCAAGAAAACAAACGUGAAGUGCUCAAAUGCUCGGAGCUGGCUAAGGAGUAUCAGCGCUGUGUUAGUGCAGCUCAGAAG